This is a messenger RNA of Python bivittatus (Burmese python), 4753 nucleotides long. RefSeq names its product protein tyrosine phosphatase non-receptor type 6 (gene PTPN6). Gene Ontology annotation, biological process: mitotic cell cycle; cell differentiation; peptidyl-tyrosine dephosphorylation. Gene Ontology annotation, molecular function: non-membrane spanning protein tyrosine phosphatase activity; phosphotyrosine residue binding. The record is from RefSeq and is a predicted model, not a curated record. Gene Ontology annotation, cellular component: cytoplasm. NCBI's taxonomy places the organism in Eukaryota, Metazoa, Chordata, Lepidosauria, Squamata, Pythonidae.
UCCCUUGGUUACCUGCUGCUUGUCUCAGACUCAGCCUCUUCCUCCCGAGGUGUUUAUUAACUCCAGCUCAGGAAGACCUUGAGCGGGGGAAAGAAUGGAGUCUUUUGUAUCGGGAUCAGCCUUUUGAAUUCGCCUUCCUUCCACCGCACCUAUUCACUAGGGCAGAGGCGUCUAGCUCGGGCAGGUAACUUUCAGGUCUCCGCCUCUUCUGUUUCAGUGUAAGGCGGGCGCAUCAGCGAAGGUCAACCUGUUUGAGAAUUCUGUACUUGAAACCUGUACUGUGGACACUUUUGUGAUAAGGGCAUCCUUUUUCCAUCUAUGAAUUCUGUUCUACAGCUUCAAGUGGAGACCAUUAUUUGAUCUUGAAGUAUUUACUUAGGUUGCUUGGGCAGUCUUGCCUAAAGAUAUGCUAAAAAUGCUAGCUAUUUGAGCCAAAUCUUAUUCUUAAGUUCCCUUCAAGGUAGGGAGGUGCAUUUUUUCCCCCUUUUCAUUUCGUUUCACUUUUAGAGUAAAGUAUUUCUUCUUGGAGGAGAAAUCAGUAAUUAAAACUUUCUCCUGCCAGGGGAUGAGGCCAUCUGAAGGCCAUUCAAGGGGCUGGGAGCAUUCAAGUACCCAAAUGAGAAGAACGAGCAGGUCCUGCAAAAGGACAUGUUAUAUUAACAUCAGGGAAAAACACCUUUGCUGGGCUUAAAUUGGACUAGAUCUAAUAGACAGUUUCUUGGCUGGGGGGAAGGAUAUUAUUACUGCAUAAUAUAGCAGUAGGCUAAGUCUUGUGGGGAACCUCUCUAUAAAUUCUACCUCAUUCCACUGAAUGAGAAAAAAUAAUGCAGCAUGGUAAAGGGAUUUCCUAUGGAAGCAACAAGUACCCUGCAGCAUUAAGAAACUGGGACUUGACAUAUUUAAAGUUGGUUCUUUCUCUGUUGAAGGCCUGAUUUCCACCAAAUCCUUUUGUAUUUACUACAUUUCGUACAUUUAUUACAUACUCUUGGGAUAUCAUUGCUUUUAAUCAUGUUCCAUUUAGUGCUGGUGUUGGUUCUCCACUAGUGAUAAUUAAAUGGACUGCCUUGUGCUCAUUUCUCGUGAAUUCUUCCCUCCCCCCUGCAAGAAAGCAAGAAACACAGAAAUAGUUGUGAACAAAGAGGAUAGGACAGAAGGAGAAAAAGGAUCCAAAAGCAGAAGCAGAAGUGCACACAUUGCAACUUGCAGUGAAGAACAACGAUGUUAGAUAUGCUUCCUGUUCCUGUAACAGUGCACAGCAACUUGGAACUGUCUGUUUGCCUCAGUUCUUUCUGUCCAUACCUAUCAACACGGACUGAUUGUGGAGCAGACUAUGAAAGCGUGAUGGGCAGAGGAAAUGCAUGAGGUAGAUGGGUAGAGGCAAGAACGGAGAAUUCACAGUUGGAAAGUCUCGCUGAGAGAUUAAGCACCCAUUUCUCCUUUAUUGUCAUCUUCAAAGGCACUUCGUCAGUUAAUUUUUUCAUUUUUUUUUACUGGACUUUUGAUUUUGCCACUGGUCCCCUGGAAAAUAAUGAGGUGGUUUCAUCGUGACCUGAGUGGCAUAGAUGCUGAGGCCUUACUCAAAGCACGAGGAAUUCAUGGCAGCUUUCUGGCCCGGCCCAGCCGGAAGAACAAAGGGGACUUUUCCCUUUCUGUCAGGGUUGGCGAUCAAGUAACUCACAUCCGUAUCCAGAAUACUGGGGAUUUUUAUGACCUCUAUGGAGGAGAGAAGUUUGCCACUUUAUCAGAACUGGUGGAAUAUUAUACGCAGCAACAGGGAUCCCUGCAGGAUAAAGAUGGAACCAUCAUAGACUUGAGGUAUCCCCUCAACUGCUCCGAUCCCACCACAGAAAGGUGGUACCAUGGACAUCUUUCUGGUCCAGCAGCUGAGGCUUUACUCCAAGCCAAGACUGCACCAUGGACCUUCUUGGUGCGUGAAAGCCUUAGCAAGCCUGGUGAUUUUGUGCUGUCUGUCCUGACUGACCAGCCUAAACCUAGGACUGAUGCUACUGGAGCCCACAGCCAAGAACGACUUAAAGUUACCCAUAUCAAGAUCAUGUGUGAGAAAGGGCAGUACACAAUUGGGGGUGCAGAAAAAUUCAGCAGUUUGGCUGACUUAGUGGAACAUUUUAAGAAGAUAGGAAUUGAGGAGGCAUCUGGAUAUUCUGUGUAUUUGAAACAGCCUUUCAAUGCCACACGAGUGAAUGCAGCUGACAUUGAAAACAGGGUGGAAAUGCUCAAAAGGAGGAGUCAAGCAGAAGAGGCAAACAAAGGUGGUUUCUGGGAGGAGUUUGAUAGCCUGCAGAAGCAAGAGACAAAGAACCUGUAUGAUCGACAUGAGGGUCAAAGACCAGAAAAUAAGGGCAAGAACCGCUAUAAGAAUAUCUUGCCAUUUGACCACUCCCGAGUCAUCCUUCAAGACAGAGAUGUGAAUGUUCCUGGGUCAGAUUAUAUCAAUGCCAACUACAUCAAGAACCAGCUGUUCAGCCCUGAGGAAUGCAGUAAAACCUACAUUGCCAGCCAAGGUUGCCUGGAUGCCACCAUUAAUGAUUUCUGGCAGAUGGUAUGGCAAGAAAAUUCACGCAUCAUUGUGAUGACCACUCGGGAGGUGGAGAAAGGAAGGAACAAAUGUGUUCCCUACUGGCCAGAAGUAGGAAGCAGCAAGGAGUAUGGACCAUAUAUCGUGGAAAAUAAUGGAGACCAUGAUGCCCUAGAAUAUAAACUCCGACACCUUCGUCUUUCACCAAUCAAUAAUGGUGAGGCUGUGAGAGACAUCUGGCACUACCAGUACCUGAGCUGGCCAGACCAUGGAGUGCCCAGUGAGCCUGGAGGAGUUCUUGGCUUCCUUGAUCAAGUCAAUCGGAUGCAGGAGGGCGUCCCAAGGGCUGGACCCAUCAUAGUGCAUUGCAGUGCUGGGAUUGGACGCACUGGGACCAUCAUUGUCAUUGAUAUGAUCGUGGAUAUGAUCUCCACCAAAGGACUGGACUGUGACAUAGAUAUUCCAAAGGCCAUUCAAAUGGUCCGGUCCCAGCGCUCAGGAAUGGUGCAGACUGAAGCUCAGUACAAGUUCAUCUAUAUGGCCAUAUGCCAAUUUAUAGAGACCACCAAAAAGAAGCUGGACAUUAUGCAGUCUCAGAAAGGAAGACCAAAUGAGUCUGAAUAUGGGAAUAUCACCUACCCACCUGCCCAGAAGUCCUCACACCCCAAAGCUUCUAGAAAAUCCUCCAGGCAAAGGGAGGAACCCACCCUCUAUGAGAAUUUAGAGAACAUGAAAGGGAAAAAAGAAGAGAAGGGUCAAAAACAGUGGCCUUCAGGGAAGGAAAAGAAACCUAAAGGCUCUUUGAAGAAAAAGUAAUGCUUGCUGGCUCCAUUCACAGUAAACAUGUGGCCUUGUUCCCUGCUAGCAACUUUCUCUAGAGGUUUACAGAAUUGUAGAGGGCUGUCCAAGAUACUUUGGUCCUUGCAUGGAAAACCCAGAUGGUACUUUCUCCUUUCCUCAGCUCAUUCAUUUUCUCUCCUCCUGUGGUCCCUUACCUAUAUUAUUUCAAACUCUCUUAGACAUCUCUGUUUGGAUGUUUAUUUCAUUUGCAUGUGGCAUCUUUAACACGUUGCCCUUGUGCAGAUGGGGGUUCUCAGCCACCAGCUUAUGCCUUCUCCUUCCUUACCUCUUAAAUCUCCCCAUCUUCCAGCACAUCUACUAGCUAGGUCUGCUUUCAAGUCUCGGCUAUUUUUGAGUCCGUGCCAAGUACCUUGCUCUUCAGUCUAGAUGCUAAAACUUCUGCUUGUUCUCUGAAUUCCCUAGACCUCUCCAAAAGGGCCUUGUCCUUCUCAUUUUUUGGAAUGCAGCCCUUGCUAGAUGGUUCCAAGCCUAGAAUGGAUCCAGAGCUGGCAAACUCUGCACUUCCGCUUUGGGCCAUUCCAGUUACUGUAUUGGACCAAGAAGCUGGAUACACUGCUUUUAAAUAAGCAUUGCUUCCAUAGCUUUACCUUUACAAUCCAGUUUUUCCUACUGCCUGUUUGAAACUUCAUCAGAUCAAAGCUGACCGGGUUCCAUUUACAGCUGGGAACCAUAAGCUCAACAGCAAUCUGUCUAGUCACCAACCAUUUGCAAUUGCACUCUGUAAAUAAACCAGAUAUUUGUUUGGUAUGUGCCCCCUCUCACUCUCUGAGUAUAUGUAUUUAAUAUAUUAACUGGAAUUUGAAGCAGAGGUUCCAUGGGGACUCUUGGAUAAGCGUGUGCGUCACGGAGGGAUCCGUAUGUGUUGGCAGACAAGUAACCAAUCUGUCACUGGCAAAAUACAGGUAUUUGCUCCUUCCAGUGUCUAAGACUGCACGUUUUGGAUUUUUAAGCUUGCUUCUUUUUUUGUUUUGCAAAAAUAUGUGUAAAACUAAUGAACACUGAAAUCAGCAUGCGGCAUACAGUUCAGCACCCGAUAGAACUGUUGCAUGGAUGUAGGCUAUAAAUAUUUCAGGCUGCCCUGGGAUGUACCACGUAAUAUGUAAUAUUAAAAAUGAAACAUUACUGUACUUUUAAUUUAUUCUGAAAUCAUUUAGUUUUCCACAUGAGUUUAAAGGGAGAGCAAAAAUCAAAAGACACUUGGAUUAAAAUGGGCUGGGGGAAUGCUAGGGAUCAGAGAAAUGCUUUGCAGCCAUAUUCAGGCUAUGUUUUGUAUUUGUUACCCAUCCAGAGUCUGUUAGGAUUGGGGCAGACUAUAAAUAUUGGAAAUUUUUAAAUAAACAGUUGAUUUUCUCUGCA